GUUGAAGCUGCAGCUGAGUCAGUCACAUCCCAAACCAGGGUCGGCAUCAGCGCGUGAGAAAACGGUCAAGCAGGUCUCCAUGCUGCUCUCCCAGGAAUGGAUGGUGAUCAUGUGCAACUUGGAUAUCCAGAGGGAGUUUGAGAAGCAGGUCAUCCAGAUGGAUGGUGAUGUGAUUGUGUUGUCAGGCUUCACGCCGUUGACAAGCAGGCUGUCCCAGAAGUGGGAGAUGCAAGUCGGGCGAGUGCAGUUGCAUGUUGCGAGCGCGGACAUCCCAAGAUCAGGUAAAGGGUGGACCUUCUACAAGCUGGCGGACUCUGGUUUGCAACGUGAUACUGCAAACAAGUUGAUGCGGAAUGCCGUGUUCAGCAAGAAGCGUGCGUAUGGCAACGAUGGUCCAUUUGUUUUCCUGGGGUACUAUCACAAGGCGGCGCUGAUGGGUUGGUUGUCCUCAAAGGGCUUGCCUGACAGCUUCAAGAUCAAUGUCUACAGUGGUGUGGAUGCCAUUCCUUCUGGUAUGGUGCAUGAUUUCUGGGUCGCGACGAACGCUCCGCAGUUCGCUGGGGAGAGCUAUGCAGAGACUCUUUCUGAGGCACGCAUCGAGGUGAAAGUCACCGAGAUUUUUCCAUACCAGCCGUUGUCUCCCAUUGUCAAAACACAGCAGAAAAAAGAGUUGGUUGUGUACCUCCGAGCGGAGCUGCGGCACCUCAAUGGGCGCAAGGCGGACUUGGAGGAUCAGCUGAAGGAAGCUGAGGACUGGCUCGCCAAGGACAAGGGUGGUCAGACCGCUGGUGUGCAGACGGGUGGUCAGACGGCUGUUGUGCAGACCGGUGGUCAGACGGCUGUUGUGCAGACAGCUACUGAGGCUCAGGAAUCCGCUGGGAAUCCAUAG
Messenger RNA from Symbiodinium pilosum, 889 nucleotides. The record is from the annotation of a GenBank genome assembly. NCBI's taxonomy places the organism in Eukaryota, Dinophyceae, Suessiales, Symbiodiniaceae.